Molecule: messenger RNA, 1200 nt
Organism: Dujonia railenensis
Lineage: Eukaryota; Fungi; Ascomycota; Pichiomycetes; Serinales; Debaryomycetaceae
Source: the annotation of a GenBank genome assembly
AUGGAAUCGUUGGAGUCAGACAAACUGAGUUCAGCUAGUCCUCAUAUUGGUGGCGUCGUGCAGCCGCCUCUGCUAUUUCAAAUACAAGCUCAAACACUGCAGCAGAAUGUAGUUCGUCCCCAAGUUUCCAAUGCAGCAUUGAACUCAUUGCGUAAGAGAUCUGUCUCGAUGAAUUCAAAUUCCUCUUUAACACCAGCACACAGAAUGUCGAUAAUAUCGCUUGGAUCGCCUAGAAAUUCGAUCGUCUCGGUGGAUGAUGCACUCCGCACUACCCACACGAGGAACAAUAGCUGUACGAGCUUAACUUCAGUAUCAUCUCCUGUUGCUUCUAACUUAGGGAAUAGUGGUGGAACCAAUCUUGGUGGAAAUCUUUCACAUAAUUUAGUCGCAGCGAAAAAGUCUCCUCAUUCCAACCCCAUUACCAGCCUAUUCCAUUCCGGAAGUAGCACUGAUAUUACUGUUUUACUUUCAGAUGAUGACGUGUCGGAUCAUUUAUCGCAGCCUAUACUCCAUAAGAGAUUUAAACUUAAAGAUGAUUUCCAGUUUAAAUACGAUGCUCUUGAACCUUCAACUCCUCCCCAGCCAGCUGGGAAGAUAUCUUCACCGCUCACAGAACUGCCUUUAGAUGCAGGAUCACGUAUCAUGCAUGGUACCAAUUUGGCCCCAGAGGAGCGGGUUCCACCGAGGGACCUAAAUCCAUCUCCAUCUUCCAAUGCAGAUUCCUCGGAGAACAAUAAUCUCCAUAAAAAAUCAAAGGUGCAGCAACUUUUACAAUUGCCGAAGGCUCCUAAUAUGCUACUUAAAAAGAGGAAUUUAUUCUCCAAAGACUUGCAGUAUGAGAUAUCAAACCGUAAGCUGGAAACAGUUUUCGUGCGAAGCACUGCGGAAAAUAAUAAAUCAACACUCGGUGGUUCUAAGACAACUAAUCCUAAGAAUGAUGAAACUUCAGCUACUGGUGCUGGUGCUGGUGCUUCUACUUCUGCUUCUGCUUCUAUUAAGAGUGUUGCUUCCAGGAUAAUCCCAAAUAAUGAAAAUACAAUGGAGCAGCAAAACAGCUUAAUAACUAAACUAAAUCGGAAAUGGAAUAAGUCUAACUCGAUAUUAGACAAAUUCCCCGGCAAAAAAAUCGAAUUGCAAAGAGAGAGAAAGAGAUCCAGGGCAAUACUUGAAUCUGAUUCUGAUGAUAACUACGACCUUUAA